Molecule: messenger RNA, 1082 nt
Organism: Rhipicephalus microplus (southern cattle tick)
Lineage: Eukaryota; Metazoa; Arthropoda; Arachnida; Ixodida; Ixodidae
Product: NADH-cytochrome b5 reductase-like
Molecular function (GO): oxidoreductase activity
Source: RefSeq, a predicted model, not a curated record
GCUUGUAAUUUCAAUCAUUUGUCGCGUAUGUUUUAGUGUGCACUUGUGCAGCGUAGAAGAACGGUAUGGCUGAAAAUAACAACAAACCUCUACCGCAGGCGACAAUAUCAGAGGAAAUGUUGGCGCGGAAGCCCAGACAGCCGACGGCUGCCGAAUGCUGCGGAGACGGCUGCGCCGUGUGUGUCUACGACAUUUACGCACAGGAACUGACUAUCUGGGAAAACGAGUGCAAGAGAGAACUGCAGUACGGAUAUGGAAGGCGUGAAUUGCAACAGGGUUCAGUCAUAAGCCCUGACCACUACAAAUUAUUCGUGCUUCAGAAGAUCAGGAAAAUGACUGAAUGCUGCUCGAAAUACACCUUUGCAAUCAAUGACUUCGGAAGCAUUGGAUACGGCAUUGGACAGCAUCUUAUAAUGAGAGCUUCUGUCGAUGGUGAAAUCGUGACGCGUCAGUACACUCCUGUUUCACUUCCAAGUGCCCUUGGCUUCUUUGAAGUAAUCAUCAAGGUCUAUCCCACAGGAAAGAUGUCGAAGUACAUCAGGACACUGAAGGAAGGAUGUUCUGUGGAGUGGAGAGGUCCACUGGGAAGGCUAGACUACAAGCCUAACAUGCACAAGCACAUGCUGAUGCUGGCUGCUGGCACUGGCAUUGCCCCCAUGGUGCAAGUGUUGCGGCACAUUACAAGUAUGGACGACGACUACACCAUGGUUCACUUGCUUUUUGGGAUGGCAAAGUACAGGGACAUAUACUUGAAGGAUGAGCUGGAUGAACUGAAACGCUUCUGGAAUGUCAGCAUUUUGUACUGUCUCAGUGAUGAAGCAAAGGUUCAAGAUAUAAAGUAUGGAGAUGAAGUUCACUGUGGAGAAAUCGAUGAAGAGCUUCUUGAAGCGGAGCUAACAAAACGCUCUAUACCUCAUGUGCUUUUGUGUGGACCAAGUGCAUUCAACAACAGAUUUGUUAAGUACCUUAAGAGCAGGACAGACCCUGUGACGUGGCACGUUUUCUAAGGACAGCAGAUUUCAUAGUGAGAUGAUAUGACAAAUAAAAAAAAUAAACUUUGUUUACAGAUUUGUGAGUGCUUA